Marchantia polymorpha subsp. ruderalis is the source of this 2790-nucleotide messenger RNA. Lineage: Eukaryota; Viridiplantae; Streptophyta; Marchantiopsida; Marchantiales; Marchantiaceae. The record is from the annotation of a GenBank genome assembly.
AGUGCUUGGGCUUGGGCCUGGGCCUGUGCUUGGGCUUGGGCUUGGGCUUGUGACAGCCUGUCGCAAGUAUGCGCCGGCUCGCUGGACCCUACGCUUGGCCCUACUGCAUUCCGCAACGGAUUCAGCAUUCGCUCUUCGCGUGCUUCGCCCAAAUCCACACCUUUCCUCUCACCAGACUUUCCUCCUCGUGUUUUAGCUCCUCUCGUGAAUCAAAGAUGGCAUUUGAUACUGUAAGUGUGAGGAGCAAAUGAGUGAAGGGAAGGGGGUUGGGUGCUAAACUGCCUGCCAAGAUGAGAAUCACGAGAAGUUGAUUAAUUCGGCGCAAGGCUUGUCCAUUGUCAGCCCUAAUUUUCGGGAGAAGGGUGAAGGAGAAUAAAGGUCAGGAUGCAUGCAAUGAUGGGAGACGUACGACUGUUACCUGAUCAGUCGGAAGUAAGAGCGACGGUUCUGAUGGAAUUCAUCAUCGACAAGCUGAAACUUCUCAGCUACGAACGCGACUUUUGUUUCUCGAGAAAGCCACCCUGGCCUCGGUUGCACAAGCUAUAUUUUGCUCUGCCUGCUCACAAUCGCAACGAGCAGUUUUUAUACUUCAUAAAUAUCACGUCCUGGCUGCUGAGAAUAAUCGGUCGGAACUUUGAGACCCCAAGUGAGGCUGAUGAUCCCAACACAACCUGCACGAACAUAUCGGUGGAGCUGAGAGAUCUUGGCUUUGCUCCUCCCAGCUGGCCUCCAGCUAAAUUGAAACAGGGACAUGGUGAUGCGGUUUGCAGUGUUCUUGAUGGGUUGACAAGUCUCGCGUUGGAAAUCAGAAAAUUCCAGUUCCAGCCACCUCAAAAUCCAUGUGACAAUUACCCCGAGGAGUCACCAAAACUUGGCAAUGACCGCGUGGAAACAACUGAUGAGCUAUAUGUGCCAGAUUCCGAGGAUGCUGAAGCUUCUCGAGUGGAUGAAUUUACUCCUGAUCUUGACGAGAGGAAAUCCUCAGACUCAUCAUUUGUAGUAAGGUCCAACGUAGAUCCCCAGAAAUGGAGACUAGAGCUUGAGCGUGUGGCUCCGCAGCUUCGAGUUUCAGUGGUAGCGGACGGCAAGGACUGGCGGGCUCAUCUGGAGCAAGCCCAUAAACUAGAAGGGGACAUGUUAGCGUCUCUCACGAGCAAUCAGGACCAGCUGGAAAGAGUGGAAAUGGAUGUGACUUCGGCUUUGGAAAAGCUUGAAAGCCGUGAAAACUUCAUCAACGCCCAGUUUGAGCCUCUGGCAGCGGAGUAUGCCGCGGUUAAAUCUCAAAUAUCAGGAAUCCAGGAGAAGCACAGGAGAAGCCUGGAGAAUGUGGCCAAUCUGACACAAAAACUCUCACAAAUUUCCGAUCAGCUCGAUCACGUCAAGCAAUUGAUGGUGGAAAAAGGAAAUGUGAUAUCGGAUCUUUCACCACUAGUUCUUAUGAAAUCGACGACCCAGAAGCUGAAGGCAGAAAUCCGAGACAUGGAGCUUCAGAAUGGAGUACUCAAGAACUCUCUCCUUCAGGCAAGCUUGAAGCAGGUGAGAAAGGGAGAUGACGAGCAGCCUACUGGUGCCUGUGAUUUUCAGACCUAGAUUCGUAGCAGCUCAACGCUCUGACUUGAUAAAGUCGAGAGUAUCGAAUCCAACUGAACAGUGCUGUGAGAACAGUCUUGCAACGACGCGAGGACAGUGUGUAGUAUUCACCACCAAGGAUCAGUACAUUUAGAUUACGCAUGUUCAAUUUCACCGGGGCCAAAAUGUUUCACGUAGGACAGUGGAAAGUCAAAGAGGAUGAAAUUAGCGUUCGAAAAAAUCCACAGAUGCGACGUGAAAGCGUGGAGGCAUCUAAAAUUGACAUAUACAAUAUAGUGAAAAGGUCCAUGUCGCAUGAUGUGGGUGACAACAGCAUAACCUACUUUGUGAAGUACAAGUCGGCUCCAGAGGCCCAGUGACUUCGAGAAAGUGUUCAGUUUCCUUUACUUCCUGGUAAGCUAAGGGUGAUUUCAGAGCCCAGGGCUCAUUGAUUAUUUCGCGAUUGGUGGAUGGUAUACAACGAGAGCAAUGACUCAGGUCUGAGAGUAGGAGUCUAAUAAGCAAGAAUCUCAUACCCAUUUUCGCUCUUAGGAUUUGUUCCUCAAUUUCCGUUUUCUAGCAGUGAACUCGUAGAAUAUUCUCGAACUUAGAGUAGAGGUGGAAGUUUGACUUUUUGGAGCUCGUGAAGUCAGUCAUGCUCAAUCGGGACAUGCAUAAAAAUUCCAUAACAUAGAGUUCAGGGUGACAAAGUUCAUGUUCGAAAUUCUCUGCAACGAGCGACUCUUCGCUGCUUUAUUUUGCCACGAUGGUUCCGCCGAUGAAGAUGUACUGGACAUGGAUUCCGCUGUCAGAGUAAUUGACAUGUAUGAAACCUGCUUGGGCUGCCUAAUCUUCAAAACUCAGGAACUAAGUGCAGAAAAGUCUGAAAAGACUCUGAAAAGUCUAACAGUGCGUGAACGAGAGGGUGGAGGAAUUUGAAUCUGUUGAAAACCAACUCCAACUGGAGUCGUGGGUACAGUUUGAGAAACGUCGUACUAUGUCAAAAUUGAGUUGCAAUUACGGAGAAAGGGUAUUAACAUGAUAUGGCUAGAAGCUAAUGAAGGAGCCUUGGCGGAUAUCGUAACAUCGACCGUUGAAAGAAUCAAGUGCAUCUAUUAGGGGCUCUGUCGAAAAGGUUUUGGAGGCAGAGCACUCCUCAAUCAUGACCUCAGCUUCGAGAUUGCUUGUUCUGCUUCAUCAUCUGAACGAAAUCAUAGAAAG